Gryllus bimaculatus (two-spotted cricket) is the source of this 294-nucleotide messenger RNA. The record is from the annotation of a GenBank genome assembly. NCBI's taxonomy places the organism in Eukaryota, Metazoa, Arthropoda, Insecta, Orthoptera, Gryllidae.
AUGUUAGUUGCUGUGGGCGCGCGCGGGUUGCACAACGCGGCGCCGUGGCUCUCCCCGUUGCCGCUGCCGCCUCUCUCCGCUGGCGGACGAGGACGGCGUCGAUGGGACGUGUCUCCGUGGCCGAUGCCGCGGCCUGUGUUUACUUGCUCCUGCUCCUCGCUGGCGCCAUGUUUUAAACAUGGCUUCUCCCUUACAGCCGACAACAUCUCUCCAGAAUUUGCUUUUGGCUCACGUUACCGCCGGCGUCGCUUCGCCGCCGCUACCGCUUUGUCACCGGAAAUGCCGCCCGGGUGA